Messenger RNA from Mesorhabditis spiculigera, 990 nucleotides. NCBI's taxonomy places the organism in Eukaryota, Metazoa, Nematoda, Chromadorea, Rhabditida, Rhabditidae. The record is from the annotation of a GenBank genome assembly.
AUGGCUCGAGGAGACGUUUCGAAUAUGUUCACGAUUCCGAAAGCGAACCGCCAGCAGCGCUCGAUGUUUACGAAUCCAGUGCAAAGUCAAUUUGACAAAGGAUUGUAUCAGAUUACGGGACCCGAUUCUGAAUCCUCCUACAAUGAGGAAUCAAUCGGAGCCUCAGGCUCGAUCAAAUUGAGCAUAUUCCACGAUCCUAACCUCGGGAUUAUCACCGUCUGCCUGAUGCAAGCUAUAGAUGUUCCGAGCAAACGACAGGAUGGAAACCCGAAUCCGUACUUCCGAGUCGCGCUCGAGUUGCCGGAGAAUAAGGAGACAAAGGUGGAGCAUCAGACGAAGGUGCAGAGAAAUACGUCUUCGCCGACUGUCAAUGAGUCUUUCUGUUUCCAGAGCCCUGCUGCAAACAUCUCCAACUGUCGGCUAGAAAUUAUGGUCUACGAUUUUGAUCAAUUCUCGGUUGAUGAAUGCAUUGGAUAUUGUUGGCUGACGCUUGGGCGUAUCAACGUUUCAACAGACCCAGAAAACCCGACUGUGUUUUGGGCCGAAGUGCUGCCGUUUGAUGAGAAUGGAGGGAAAGGUUUUGGUGAAGUGCUCUUCUCCCUUACCUACCUCAGUCGUGCUCAACGGCUGACAAUGAACGUCUUCAAAACGCGUAACCUAAAUCCAAAGAAUUUGGAUACUAAUGCAGGCAUCGCCAUUCGUGUUUCGUUGCUAAACAAUAACGAAAAACGGCUGAAACGGAAGAAGACGUCAUCAAAGAAAAAUAUGCGGAAUGCACAAUUCAACGAGUCGUUGACGUUUAAUAUUCCGAAAAGUAGUCUCUGUGAUAUUGUAUUGGAAGUGGAGGCCAUUCACGAAUUUGGGACUUUUGGGAUGGGAUGUGAUGUGUUGGGACGAAUGGAACUGCCAUUACACAGAUGCAAAGAGCUAUGGCGAGCGAUAAUUCGCGAGGAAAAAAGCCAAGCCCGCUGGUAUGCAAUGGAGGAACCG